This is a messenger RNA of Coregonus sp. 'balchen', 28237 nucleotides long. NCBI's taxonomy places the organism in Eukaryota, Metazoa, Chordata, Actinopteri, Salmoniformes, Salmonidae. The record is from the annotation of a GenBank genome assembly.
AUGUGGAGGAGGUGGGAGGAGAGAGGAGGAUGUGGAGGAGGUGGGAGGAGAGAGGAGGAUGUGGAGGAGGUGGGAGGAGAGAGGAGGGAGGAGGAUGUGGAGGAGGUGGGAGGAGAAAGGAGGGAGGAGGAGGUGGGAGGAGAGAGGAGGGAGGAGGAUGUGGAGGGAGGUGGGAGGAGAGAGGAGGGAGGAGGAUGUGGAGGAGGUGGGAGGAGAGAGGAGGAGGUGGGAGGAGGAUGAAGGUUAAGGCGUCCGCAUGCUUCCCAACCAAAACAGUUCCUGCAUAUAUUAUGAUGACAUUUUGUGCUGUUCAUGCACAUAGAAAGUUUGGUAGCCGAAGUCUACGCCCCUUCGUUGGUGAUUGUUCAACAGUAGGGAUUCUACUGUGAAGUGGUUGUUUUCAUUUAACUUGUCCUCAUGCACAUUAUUUCAUUGAGAAAUACUACACCAAACAUGUUAGUUAGAUGUAAAAUUGUGCCACUAAGACCUCCUGGGCAAAAGCGUAAAAAUGUAUUACAGUUAUCUUGAGUUAUCUUAGAUUAAUUCGGACUAUUUCGAGAAUGUCUAUACUGGCUAAGGCGUCUCAAGAUGGACAAACAGUACCGCUUUUUUUCUCGUUUUUCAAGCGAAGGUCUUUUAAGGGAGUAUGCAAGGCAAAGCCGAGUUCUGCUAGAGCAAACUGAACCUAGUACACAGAUGCCUUUAGGAGGAGGAGCAGGAGGAAGAGGAGGGGAAAGAGGAGGAGGAGGGGAAAGAGGAGGGGAAAGAGGAGGGGAAAGAGGAGGGGAAAAAGGAGGAGGAGGGGAAAGAGGAGGGGAAAGAGGAGGAGGAGGAGGAAGAGGAGGGAAAAGAGGAGGAGGAGGGUGAAAUGGAGGAGCAGGAGUUGUCUGUUGCCUGUAUACAGUCUUUUUAUAUGUGGAGGAUGUUUAUAUUUGUAAUGUGGCUAUGCCUUACUUGGCCUAAUUCACCCUGAGGGGAUCAAUACGUUUUUGUUGGGGGUUAACUGCCUUGCUCAAGGGCAGAACGGCAGAUUUUUCCACCUUGCCAGUUGUUAAUCAGUUAAUCAGACUGUCGGUGUGGUUCAGACUGGGAGGACUGUGUUAGUUAAUCAGACUGUCGGUGUGUUCAGACUGGGAGGACUGUGUUAGUUAAUCAGACUGUCUGUGUGUUCAGACUGGGAGGACUGUGUUAGUUAAUCAGACUGUCUGUGUGUUCAGACUGGGAGGACUUUGUUAGUUAAUCAGACUGUCUAUGUGUUCAGACUGGGAGGACUGUGUUAGUUAAUCAGACUCUCAGUGUGUUCAGACUGGGAGGACUGUGUUAGUUAAUCAGACUGUCUGUGUGUUCAGACUGGGAGGACUUUGUUAGUUAAUCAGACUGUCUAUGUGUUCAGACUGGGAGGACUGUGUUAGUUAAUCAGACUGUCUGUGUGUUCAGACUGGGAUGACCGUGUUAGUUAAUCAGACUGUCUGUGUGUUCAGACUGGGAGGACUUUGUUAGUUAAUCAGACUGUCUGUGUGUUCAGACUGGGAGGACUGUGUUAGUUAAUCAGACUGUCAGUGUGUUCAGACUGGGAGGACUGUGUUAGUUAAUCAGACUGUCUGUGUGUUCAGACUGGGAGGACUGUGUUAGUUAAUCAGACUGUCUGUGUGUUCAGACUGGGAGGACUGUGUUAGUUAAUCAGACUGUCUGUGUGUUCAGACUGGGAGGACUGUGUUAGUUAAUCAGACUGUCUGUGUGUUCAGACUGGGAGGACUGUGUUAGUUAAUCAGACUGUCUGUGUGUUCAGACUGGGAGGACCGUGUUAGUUAAUCAGACUGUCUGUGUGUUCAGACUGGGAUGACUGUGUUAGUUAAUCAGACUGUCUGUGUGUUCAGACUGGGAGGCCUGUGUUAGUUAAUCAGACUGUCUAUGUGUUCAGACUGGGAGGACUGUGUUAGUUAAUCAGACUGUCUGUGUGUUCAGACUGGGAGGACUGUGUUAGUUAAUCAGACUGUCAGUGUGUUCAGACUGGGAUGACUGUGUUAGUUAAUUAGACUAUAGUUCAGUAUUGUGCCAGCUGCUCCGUCAGAGGACAUCAUCUGUCCUUUUGGCCUCAGACUCACUCACCGGGGCUGUACCAGCACGAAGAGUCCCCCUAGAGGCCGUAAAGGGGAGUACUGAUUUCUGUCCGCUGGCAUGCAACAGCUGCUGAAACUGUGACGUUAAUACACCAGGGCCUUUCCCAAUAGCUGUUUGGUUCCAAGUGCCUCUACUGAUUUUGCUUCUAGUCUAAACAUGGCUUUUUAGUACAAUGAAUAGAAAUGCUAAAGAGGUCUGCUGAGUGAGGGAAUUCAUCAGAGACCAGCCAAGCCACUCUUCGUGGUGUACAGUACAGUAGAGUUAUUGUAUAGCGUACUCAGACCCAAGUACCUUGCCUGAGGGCAGAGGAGUAGCAGUGCUGUAUGUUAUGUUUUUUAACAUCAUUUGGGCUCUGAUCAGACAGACACAGCCAGUUUCCCUAACAACCAGAAUAAAUUGAGUUACAGUUUGACCGUGAGAUCGCUGUAUACUCUUUAGUAUUUAUUAGGAUCCCCAUGAGCUGCUGCCAAGAUCUAAUCAUAAAGUCUAUGUGAGUCCAACAGCUCUGAGCUUCACACUUCUUCCUCUGUGAGUUGAAUUCCAACUGUGAGCUCACAGCUUGUAACACAGUAAUUGUCUGUGUGUGCUGCAGCUGGUCGGUGAGUUGCCCUCUGUGCUGCAGGAAAUUCUUAGUACACUCUAUCUUUGUGUGUUCGGUGUUGUCUUGUGUCCUUGUACCCUCUAUACAAUGUAGUGUGCGCAGCAGAAUGGGGUUAGCUGUUUGCGCCCAAACCCCCCCAAAAAAAAAGGCCAAACCCGGGGGUUGGGGGGCCCUUUACAGAAAAAUCGAGCGACCCCGGGGGUCAUUUUCCUUAAGGGAGGUUUCAAAGGGAAUGGGGCCUCAGGGUAAACUUUCCUUUUUGAGUUUAAUUUUCCCUUAAACCCCUUUUUUCCCCCUCAAAACUUUUCGCCUUCGGGGGCGCCCCCCCCCCCCCCCCCCCACCCGGGGGGGCCCCCCCCCCCCCCCCAAACCCCCCCCCCCCCCCCUUUUCUUCCAAAAAAGGUUUCUUUUAAAACUAUCCUAUUAGCUCACAUCGCCUCCCCCCCUUUUCCCCCUCUCUCUCUCUCCCCCCCUCUUUUCUUUUCCGUUUCCCCCUUUGGGGUUUACUUUUGGAGACUUUUUUUAAGGAGUAUUCUGGGGAAAAUAUAAAAAGAGUUUGGAUGGGGGGUUUACAUUACUCAAUGGUGUGGUCCUCCCCAUUGCCCAAAGGGGAAGUAAAGCUUUUUCCCCCCCCGGUGGAGUGGGGGCAAACCCUUGGCCCUAGGGGUUAAUUAUAGGGGAUAAUUUAAAAAGGUUAAAAGGGGGAAAAUCCAAAAAUUUUUUUUUUUAUGAACCCAAAGGUUUUGAGGGAGAAUUUUUUGGGAAGGGGGGGUAGGGAAGGGGGGGGGUGGGGGGGAGGAGGGGGGGUGUUUGGGUGGGGAAAAGGGGGGGGGAUGGGGGGGGGGGUUUUGGGGGGGUUGAAAUGGUUUAAAUUUUUUUUUAAGGGGGGGGGUCCCCCCUUUUUGGGGGGGGUUGGGGGGGGGGGGGGGGGGGGGGGGGGUUUUUUUUUUUUUUUUUUUUUUUUUUGGUUUUUUGGGGGGGGGGGGGGGGGUUUUUUUGGGGGGGUUUUUUUCCCCUUUUUUUUUUUUGGGGGGGGGGGGGGGUUUUAAAAAGGGGGGUUUUGGGGGGGGGGGGGUUUUUUUGGGGGGGGGUGAGGGGGGUAAAGGGGGGGGUUUUUGGGGGGAAGGGGGGGGGGGGGUUUUUAAGGGGUUGGGGGGGAAAGGGGGGGGAUAAAAGGGGGGGGGGGGGGGGGGGGUUUGGGGGUUUUUUUUUUUUUUUUUUGGGGGGGGGGGGGGGGGGGGUUUUUUUUUUUGGGGGGGUUGGGGGGGGGAAAGGGGGCAAGGAAAGGGGGGGUUUGGAGGAGGAAGGGGGGAGGGGGUUUUUGGGGGGGGGGGGAAAGGGGGUUUUUUUUAGGAAAAGGGGGGGGGGUUUAAGGGGGAGGGGGAGGGGGGGGGUUUUGGGGGGGGGGAAAGGGGGGGGGGGGGGGGUGGGGGGGGGACGGGGGGAAGGGGGGGGGGGGGGGAAAUGGGGGGGGGUUAGGGGGGGGAGGGGGUGGUUGAGUUUGGGGGGAAACCGGGGGAUGUGAGGGUAGAGGGGGGGGGGGGGUAGAGGGGGUAGAGGGGGAGAUAGAGGGGAGAUAGAGGGGGUGGAGGACAGGCGAAUAGAGUCACUUCAUUAAUCAAGCUGAAAGUGUCACCCUCAAGGAGAAUGCACCAUCCAGCCAAGAAUGUUCUAUUUUUAAAGAGAACACACUACCACUCCGUUUUUCAUUUAACUUUUCCAGGUUAUUAUUAUUUGAGAUCAAAUCUAUAUGGCAAAAGAGACCAGUGUGUGUUUCUGUCUCUUCUGUUUUUCAUGGUAAUGUGGGCUGAGAGAUGAUGAUUGGUUAGGUCUGUGUAAAGCGUAGAUAGUGGGUGGAGCCAUGUGCCCAGCCAAUCGGCUCUCUCCCCACUCAGAGCCCAGAGAGUUAAAGGAGGGUUUGUUUUGAGGGCAGAGUGAGUCCCAUUAUUACUGGGAGAAAUGUCACGAAGGUCAUGAGGGACUGUGCCCUCAUUACGGAGCUCUGCUCUAACUGUCUCUCUCUCUGUCUGUCUGUCUGUCUGUCUGUCUGUCUGUCUAACUGUCUCUCUGUCUGUCUAACUGUCUCUCUCUCUGUCUGUCUGUCUGUCUGUCUGUCUGUCUGUCUGUCUGUCUGUCUGUCUGUCUGUCUCUCUGUCUGUCUGUCUGUCUUCUGUCUGUCUGUCUGUCUGUCUGUCUGUCUGUCUGUCUGUCUGUCUGUCUCUCUGUCUCUCUGUCUCUCUGUCUGUCUGUCUGUCUGUCUGUCUGUCUGUCUGUCUGUCUGUCUGUCUGUCUCUCUGUCUCUCUGUCUGUCCCCUGAAAGCUGAUCUAGGAUCAGUUCUCUCUACUCCGGAGAAAACCUCAGCCAAUCUGUUCCCAGAUCUGUAGCUACUAGCUAACCACAGGCUGUAAACAUGUCUUUGAGAUGGGUCUUGUGCCGCGUGGCAUGUUCUAUGACGUCAAUAACGGGAGAAGCUGUAGACUAGGGGGCAGAGAGAGGGAGCUGGUGUGUGUGUUUGUGCGUGUGCCUGUGUCUGUGUGUGUGUCUGUCUGUCUGUCUGUGUGUGUGUGUGUGUCGGGUGUGUGUGUGUGUGGGUGUGUGUCUGUGUGUUUAUGUGGUAUGUGUGUGUGUGUGGUGUGGUGUGUGUGUGGGUGUUUAUGUAUGUGUGGUGUGUGUGUGUGUGUGUCUAUGUGUGUGUGUGUGGGUGUGUCUGUGUGUGGGUGUGUCUGUGUGUUUAUGUGUAUGUAUGUAUGUGUGUGUGUGUGUGUGUGUUUGUGUGUGUGUGUAUGUGUGUUUAUGUGUAUGUAGUGUGUGGUGUGUGUGUGUGUGGGUGUUGUGUGUGUGGUGUGUGUGUGUGUGUGUGUGUGUAUGUGUGUGUGUGUGUGUGUGUGUGUGUGUGUGUGUGUGUGUGUGUGUGUGUGUGUGUGUGUGUGUGUGUGUGUGUGUGUGACUGGAGGGAAGAGGGAGUGAGCUAGCAUUGACUGGCUGAAACAGAACAGUACCUCAAGCCACAGCGUUGUUUUAAUAAUGUCUCUUUCAUCAAACAGACAACACACUAUUCUCACUGUCACAUCAUCUGUGUCGAUCACAGUGUCUUGUCUUUGUGCAUCAGUGUCUAUCUCAGUGUGUGGUUCUAUGUGUCCUGUGGUUCAAUACAGUAUGAUGUGUCAGUGGAGUCUCUCUCCUAUGUCCUGUAGUUCAAUACAGUAUGAUGUGUCAGUGAAGUCUCUCUCCUAUGUCCUGUGGUUCAAUACAGUAUGAUGUGUCAGUGGAGUCUCUCUCCUAUGUCCUGUGGUUCAAUACAGUAUGAUGUGUCAGUGAAGUCUCUCUCCUAUGUCCUGUAGUUCAAUACAGUAUGAUGUGUCAGUGAAGUCUCUCUCCUAUGUCCUGUAGUUCAGUACAGUAUGAUGUGUCAGUGGAGUCUCUCUCCUGUGUCCUGUAGUUCAGUACAGUAUGAUGUGUCAGUGGAGUCUCUCUCCUGUGUCCUGUAGUUCAGUACAGUAUGAUGUGUCAGUGGAGUCUCUCUCCUCUCCUUUGUCCUAUGUAAUGCAAAGACAGGAUGCAGUACCGUGAGAGUAUAUUUACACAGCCUUACUGUAACAGCAGCAUAAUCUCCCUGCCGAGAAUGUAUCUCCCUCCCUCCCUCCCUCCCUCCCCUCUCUCUCUCUCUCUCUCUCUCUCUCUCUCUCUCUCUCUCUCUCUCUUCUCUCUCUCUGAGGGUUGUGAUCGAUGAGGAUCCAGGUUGUCCUGGGAGUCAUAGGAAAGACUAGCUCUCUCCCUCUCCUCUCUCUCUGGGAAAGACUACGUUCACACACACUCAGGUUGAUUUAUACAAGUGCUGCUGUAGCAGCAACAAUGGACUUGUGAUGUGGGAACUUUUCCCCAGUCGCUAUAGAAUGCUCUCUCUGAAAACAUUUAGAAUUGGCUGUAGAUCAGAGAGAGAGAGAGAGAGACAGAGAGACAGAGAGACAGAGAGAUAGAGAGAGAGACAGAGAGACAGAGAGACAGAGAGACAGAGAGAGACAAAGAGAGACUGAGAGUUACAGAGAGAGACAGAGAGAGAGAGAGGCAGACAGAGAGAGAGAGAGAGAGAGAGAGAGAGAGAGACAGACAGAUAGAGAGAGACAGAGAGAGAGGCAGAGAGAGACAGACAGACAGACAGACAGACAGAGAGAGAGACAGACAGAGGGAGACAGACAGAGAGAGAGGUACACCUAUAGCUCAUCUCUUGGCAGUAGUACUGUAGACUACUUUAUCACUGACCUCAAGCCAGAGUCUCUCAGAGAGUUUACAGUCAGCCCACUGACACCCCUCUCAGAUCACAGCAAAAUCACAGUCUACUAGUAGGGUGAGGCAGCACCCUGCCUCACCCUACUAGAAUCUGAAGUCAAAUGUCUACUGUUUGUUGAUGAUCUGGUGCUUCUGUCCCCAACCAAGGAGGGCCUACAGCAGCACCUAGAUCUUCUGCACAGAUUCUGUCAGACCUGGGACCUGACAGUAUAUCUCAGUAAGACAGAAAUAAUGGUGUUCCUAAAAGGUCCAAUUGCCAGGACCACAAAUACAAAUUCCAUCUAGACACCGUUGCCCUAGAGCACACAAAAAACUAUACAUACCUCGGCCUAAACAUCAGCACCACAGGUAACUUCCACAAAGCUGUGAACAAUCUGAGAGAUUAAGGCAAGAAGGGCCUUCCAUGCCAUCAAAAGGAACAUAAAAUUCGACAUUUUGUAUUUAUUAAGGACCCCCCCCGACAUACCAAUUAGGAUCUGGCAAAAAAUACUUGAAUCAGUUAUAUAACCCAUUGCCCUUUAUGGUUGUGAGGUCUGGGGUCCGCUCAUCAACCAUGAAUUCACAAAAUGGGACAAACACCAAAUUGAGACUUUGCAUGCAGAAUUCUGCAAAAAUAUCCUCAGUGUACAACGUAAAACACCAAAUAAUGCAUGCAGAGCAGAAUUAGGUCGAUACCUGCUAAUUAUUAAAAUCCAGAAAAGAGCUGUUAAAUUCUACAACCACCUAAAAGGAAGCGAUUCCCAAACCUUCCAUAACAAAUCCAUCACCUACAGAGAGAUGAACCUGGAGAAGAGUCCCCUAAGCAACACAAUUAGACCCAACCAAAUCAUGAGAAUACAAAAAGAUAAUAACUUGACACAUUGGAAAGAAUUUACAAAAAAACUGAGCAAACUAGAAUGCUAUUUGGCCCUAAACAGAAUACCUGACCACUGUGACUGACCCAAAAUUAUGGAAAGCUUUGACUAUGUACAGACUCAGUGAGCAUAGCCUUGCUAUUGAGAAAGGCUGCCGUAGGCAGACCUGGCUCUCAAGAGAAGACAGGCUAUGUGCACCCUGCCCACAAAAUGAGUUGGAAACUGAGCUGCACUUCCUAACCUCCUGCCAAAUGUAUGACCAUAUUAGAGACACAUAUUUCCCUCAGAUUACACAGACCCGCAAAGAAUAUGAAAACAAAUCCAAUUUUGAUAAACUCCCAUAUCUAUUGGGUGAAAUACCACAGUGUGCAAUCACAGCAGCAAGAUUUGUGACCUGUUGCCACAAGAAAAGGGUAACCAGUGAAGAACAAACACCAUUGUAAAUACAAUCCAUAGUUAUGUUUAUUUAUUUUCCCUUUUAUACUUAAACUAUUUGCACAUCGUUACAAACUGUAUAUAGACAUAAUAUGAUAUAUGAAAUGUCUCUAUUAUUUUGGAACUUUUUUGAGUGUAAUAUUUACUGUUCGUUUUUUAUUGUUUAAUUCACUUUUGUUUAUUAUCUACUUCACUUGCUUUGGCAAUGUUAACAUACGUUUCCCAUGCCAAUAAAACCCCUUAAAUUGAAAUUGAAUUGAGAGAGAAAGCUCAGACAAUUUGUUUGGAGCUUUAAGCAUGAGUUAGGCUGUGAGAGACUUUCCAGCCGUGUAUCUCCCCCUUCCUCCUCUUCCUCCUCCUCCUCUCCUUCAUCCCUCAGACCUGUAGUAAAUGGUUCCAGGGGAUUGGAGAGAGGGAGCUGGAGGGAAAAGAGAAAGAAGACCUCUGGACACUUUCCAUUUUCUGUGAGCUGUAAUAUCUGCAUAUCUCAAUUAAGACCUCCGGUAAAGCGGGGGGGGGGGGGGGGGGGGGGGGGUGUGUGUGUGUGUGUGUAGGGCUGAUUUAAAAAGGUUCAUUUGCCACGAGAGGCGAGGCUAUCUAGCUCUUAGCGAAUCGCCAGGAGGGAUGAUCAAUACCUUAGCGUAUUAUGAUGAUUGAGAGGAGGUAUUUAACCAAGGCUCUAAAUCAAUUUCCUCUGUCUCUAUGGGGAGGAUGGAAGGAGGGAGGGAGGGAGGGAGGAGGGAGGGAGGGAGGAGGGAGGGAGGGAUGGAGAGGUGGAGGGAAUAAUCAUCAGGAAAAUGAAGGAAGCUUUUGUUUGUGUUUGAUAUUGAAGAACCAUAUUGCAGAAUCAGAGAAGUCGUUAAUGUCAGAGAGACACAUUAAAGCGGAUGCAGGAGCACAGAGCACAAAGAGUUCCUUUUGAGGCACCCAGUCUCUACUUAGUUACUCUCUUGUUAAAGUAACUGCCCAGUGUUUCCAGAUUUCUAUGAAAUAUGACCGAUAAUUACUAUAUGAAAUAGAUUUAUUCCAAUUUAAAAUGAAAGAAUGUUAAAAUGCAGCUUUUUCUGUGUUGGAAUGGUGUGGGCGGACCCCAACAACAGAAUGGUGUGGGCGUACCCCAACAACAGAAUGGUGUGGGCGUACCCCAACAACAGAAUGGUGUGGGCGGACCCCAACAACAGAAUGGUGUGGGCGUACCCCAACAACAGAAUGGUGUGGGCGUACCCCAACAAAGAAUGGUGUGGGCGUACCCCCAACAAACAGAAUGGUGUGGGCGGACCCCAACAACAGAAUGGUGUGGGCGUACCCCAACAACAGAAUGGUGUGGGCGUACCCCAACAACAGAAUGGUGUGGGCGGACCCCAACAACAGAAUGGUGUGGGCGGACCCCAACAACAGAAUGGUGUGGGCGUAUACCAGUCAUUACAAAUAUUCAGGCAACAAUAUUCAUGCUAGUAGACCGCUGACUGGCCAGCUCAUCCUCAUCUAGACCGCUGAUUGGCUGGUUCAUCCUCCUCAGGGGAGAUGACAUCAUGUUCCUUGAGGAAAUAGCAAGCAUUUUUUAAAACGGUCUGAAUGAGAUAGUUUGAAGUGGCGUUUUUGAAGUGGGUUUUUUUUCUCUCCAAUUUAUGCGUUGGCCACAAUAUGACCAGAGGACGAGUCAACAACAUUAUUUAGAUAUGAGUUAAGAAUAUGAACUUUUAAAAGUGAGAUUUUCACUGGACAGUUACUUUAAGAUGGACACUGUUUAGUCAGCACUGGUUCAAUCUGCAUGAUCUAAAGCAGCGACAGGUUUUGUGUUCCAGGGCAUUUUAAGAGUUUACAGCACAUCCUCUAGAAAGGGCCUUCUCCAUUUUAAUGUAAUGACCCACUGUUCUCCCUGACACCAACACACUCUCUCUGAUGAGGCCCAUACAGGAAAGCACUCCAGCCUAAUGAAGGACAACACUUUUCUAUCAGGACAGCAUGUCGGUCCUGUCCUUCUGUCCUGUCCUUCUGUCCUGUCCUUCUGUCCUGUCCUUCUGUCCUGUCCUUCUGUCCUGUCCUUCUGACCUGUCCUUCUGUCCUGUCCUUCUGUCCUGUCCUUCUGUCCUGUCCUUCUGUCCUGUCCUUCUGACCUGUCCUUCUGUCCUGUCCUUCUGUCCUGUCCUUCUGUCCUGUCCUUCUGUCCUGUCCUUCUGACCUGUCCUUCUGUCCUGUCCUUCUGUCCUGUCCUUCUGUCCUGUCCUUCUGUCCUGUCCUUCUGUCCUGUCCCUGUACCAGACACACACUCACACACACACACACUGAUGCCCGCACGCACACACACACACACCACACACACACACACACACACACACACACACACACACACACACACACACACACACACACACACACACCCUGCCCCUAUAUUACACCACUGGGUAUUCUCUAAAACACUAGCAAAGAAAACCCAUGAGGCAGCUAUAUAUUAAGGGGCUUUGGGAAGGAGUGUUCAUUCUUUACUAUCUGUUACUGUUAUAUAGUUAUAAUUAUUUAUAUUAUUUCAACUGAUAGACUGGACCCAGGCUCCGAACUGGCAGAGAAUAAAUUCUAUGGAAAUAGCCAAACACCCUGUUCUAGCCUUUAGGGAGUGUAGGAGUUGUGAAUAGACCUGAUCGACUCCUCACACACACUGCCAAGCUGUUAACAAAAAAAAAAAUAGGUGGAAAUGGCUUCCAUUUUCCCAGUCUUUCUUUCUGGCUUCGGACUGUAAUCUCCUAAUCUUCUGGCUGCUUUUUCCUCUAGCCUGAUCUGCUGUGAAAACUCCUCUAGGCAAUCUCUCUUUUCUGACUCCGAGGCACUCGGUGGUUAAGACCAGGGCGCUAUCUAUCGAUCCAGGGCUUGAUGGUUUUGAGCAGCAGGUGAGCUGCCUGAAGCCUCAGCUGUGAUUUGAACCUGUCUAAUCCCGUCUGCUGUUUAGUUCAUUCUGAACGGGGGAUGGAUGGAUGCUGUUUAGUUCAGUCUGAACGGGGGGAUGGAUGGAUGCUGUUUAGUUCAGUCUGAAGGGGGGAUGGAUGGAUGCUGUUUAGUUCAGUCUGAAGGGGGAUGGAUGCUGUUUAGUUCAGUCUGAAGGGGGGAUGGAUGCUGUUUAGUUCAGUCUGAAGGGGGAUGGAUGCUGUUUAGUUCAGUCUGAACGGGGGAUGGAUGGAUGCUGUUUAGUUCAGUCUGAAGGGGGAUGGAUGGAUGCUGUUUAGUUCAGUCUGAAGGGGGAUGGAUGCUGUUUAGUUCAGUCUGAAGGGGGGAUGGAUGCUGUUUAGUUCAGUCUGAAGGGGGAUGGAUGCUGUUUAGUUCAGUCUGAACGGGGGAUGGAUGGAUGCUGUUUAGUUCAGUCUGAAGGGGGGAUGGAUGGAUGCUGUUUAGUUCAGUCUGAAGGGAGGAUGGAUGCUGUUUAGUUCAGUCUGAAGGGGGAUGGAUGGAUGCUGUUUAGUUCAGUCUGAAGGGGGAUGGAUGGAUGCUGUUUAGUUCAGUCUGAAGGGGGAUGGAUGCUGUUUAGUUUCAGUCUGAAGGGGGGUGGAUGCUGUUUAGUUCAUUCUGAACGGAGGGGGGGGAUGGAUGCUGUUUAGUUCAGUCUGAAGGGGGAUGGAUGCUGUUUAGUUCAGUCUGAAGGGGGAUGGAUGGAUGCUGUUUAGUUCAGUCUGAAGGGGGGAUGGAUGGAUGCUGUUUAGUUCAGUCUGAAGGGGGAUGGAUGGAUGCUGUUUAGUUCAGUCUGAAGGGGGGUGGAUGGAUGCUGUUUAGUUCAGUCUGAAGGGGGAUGGAUGCUGUUUAGUUCAGUCUGAAGGGGGGAUGGAUGGAUGCUGUUUAGUUCAGUCUGAACGGGGGAUGGAUGCUGUUUAGUUCAGUCUGAAGGGGGAUGGAUGGAUGCUGUUUAGUUCAGUCUGAAGGGGGGAUGGAUGCUGUUUAGUUCAGUCUGAAGGGGGGAUGGAUGCUGUUUAGUUCAGUCUGAAGGGGGGGUGGAUGCUGUUUAGUUCAUUCUGAACGGAGGGGGGGAUGGAUGCUGUUUAGUUCAGUCUGAAGGGGGAUGGAUGGAUGCUGUUUAGUUCAGUCUGAAGGGGGAUGGAUGGAUGCUGUUUAGUUCAGUCUGAAGGGGGAUGGAUGGAUGCUGUUUAGUUCAGUCUGAAGGGGGGAUGGAUGGAUGCUGUUUAGUUCAGUCUGAACGGGGGAUGGAUGCUGUUUAGUUCAGUCUGAAGGGGGGAUGGAUGCUGUUUAGUUCAGUCUGAAGGGGGAUGGAUGGAUGCUGUUUAGUUCAGUCUGAAGGGGGGAUGGAUGCUGUUUAGUUCAGUCUGAACGGGGGAUGGAUGCUGUUUAGUUCAGUCUGAAGGGGGAUGGAUGCUGUUUAGUUCAGUCUGAAGGGGGGAUGGAUGCUGUUUAGUUCAGUCUGAACGGGGGAUGGAUGCUGUUUAGUUCAGUCUGAAGGGGGAUGGAUGCUGUUUAGUUCAGUCUGAAGGGGGAUGGAUGCUGUUUAGUUCAGUCUGAAGGGGGGAUGGAUGGAUGCUGUUUAGUUCAGUCUGAAAGGGGGAUGGAUGGAUGCUGUUUAGUUCAGUCUGAAGGGGGAUGGAUGGAUGCUGUUUAGUUUCAGUCUGAAGGGGGGAUGGAUGGAUGCUGUUUAGUUCAGUCUGAAGGGGGGAUGGAUGGAUGCUGUUUAGUUCAGUCUGAAGGGGGGAUGGAUGCUGUUUAGUUCAGUCUGAAGGGGGAUGGAUGGAUGCUGUUUAGUUCAGUCUGAAGGGGGAUGGAUGCUGUUUAGUUCAGUCUGAAGGGGGAUGGAUGCUGUUUAGUUCAGUCUGAAGGGGGAUGGAUGCUGUUUAGUUCAGUCUGAAGGGGGGAUGGAUGCUGUUUAGUUCAGUCUGAAGGGGGGAUGGAUGGAUGCUGUUUAGUUCAGUCUGAACGGAGGGGGGGAUGGAUGCUGUUUAGUUCCGUCUGAAGGGGGGAUGGAUGGAUGCUGUUUAGUUCAGUCUGAAGGGGGGAUGGAUGGAUGCUGUUUAGUUCAGUCUGAAGGGGGAUGGAUGGAUGCUGUUUAGUUCAGUCUGAAGGGGGGAUGGAUGGAUGCUGUUUAGUUCAGUCUGAACGGAGGGGGGGGGAUGGAUGCUGUUUAGUUCAGUCUGAAGGGGGGAUGGAUGGAUGCUGUUUAGUUCAGUCUGAAGGGGGAUGGAUGGAUGCUGUUUAGUUCAGUCUGAAGGGGGAUGGAUGGAUGCUGUUUAGUUCAGUCUGAAGGGGGAUGGAUGAUGCUGUUUAGUUCAGUCUGAAGGGGGAUGGAUGGAUGCUGUUUAGUUUCAGUCUGAAGGGGGGAUGGAUGGAUGCUGUUUAGUUCAGUCUGAAGGGGGGAUGGAUGGAUGCUGUUUAGUUCAGUCUGAAGGGGGGAUGGAUGGAUGCUGUUUAGUUCAGUCUGAAGGGGGGAUGGAUGGAUGCUGUUUAGUUCAGUCUGAAAGAGGGGGUGGAUGGAUGCUGUUUAGUUCAGUCUGAACGGGGAGGAUGGAUGCUGUUUAGUUUCAGUCCUGAAGGGGGAUGGAUGCUGUUUAGUUCAGUCUGAAGGGGGAUGGAUGCUGUUUAGUUCAGUCUGAAGGGGGGAUGGAUGCUGUUUAGUUCAGUCUGAAGGGGGAUGGAUGCUGUUUAGUUCAGUCUGAAGGGGGAUGGAUGGAUGCUGUUUAGUUCAGUCUGAAGGGGGAUGGAUGGAUGCUGUUUAGUUCAGUCUGAAGGGGGAUGGAUGGAUGCUGUUUAGUUCAGUCUGAAGGGGGAUGGAUGGAUGCUGUUUAGUUCAGUCUGAAGGGGGAUGGAUGGAUGCUGUUUAGUUCAGUCUGAAGGGGGGAUGGAUGGAUGCUGUUUAGUUCAGUCUGAAGGGGGGAUGGAUGGAGUGCUGUUUAGUUCAGUCUGAAGGUGGGAUGGAUGGAUGCUGGUUUAGUUCAGUCUGAAGGUGGGAUGGAUGGAUGCUGUUUAGUUCAGUCUGAAGGGGGAUGGAUGGAUGCUGUUUCGUUCAGGUCUGAAGGGGGGAUGGAUGGAGCUGUUUAGUUCAGUCUGAAGGGGGGGGAUGGAUGCUGUUUAGUUCAGUCUGGAAGGGGGGAUGGAUGCUGUUUAGGUUCAGUCUGAAGGGGGGGAUGAUGCUGUUUAGUUCAGUCUGAAGGGUGGAUGGAUGCUGUUUAGUUCAGUCUGAAAGGGGGAUGGAUGGAUGCUGUUUAGUUCAGUCUGAAAGGGGGAUGGAUGGAUGCUGUUUAGUUCAGUUCUGAAGGGGGGAUGGAUGCUGUUUAGUUCAGUCUGAAGGGGGGGGGAUGUCAUGCUGUUUAGUUCAGUCUGAAGGGGGAUGGAUGCUGUUUGUUUAGUUCAGUCUGAAGGGGGAUGGAUGGAUGCUGUUUAGUUCAGUCUGAAGGGGGGAUGGAUGGAUGCUGUUUAGUUCAGUCUGAAGGGGGGAUGGAUGCUGUUUUAGUUCAGUCUGAAGGGGGAUGGAUGGAUGCUGUUUAGUUCAGUCUGAAGGGGGAUGGAUGCUGUUUUAGUUCAGUCUGAAGGGGAUGGAUGGAUGCUGUUUAGUUCAGUCUGAAGGGGGAUGGAUGGAUGCUGUUUAGUUCAGUCUGAAGGGGGAUGGAUGGAUGCUGUUUAGUUCAGUCUGAAGGGGGAUGGAUGGAUGCUGUUUAGUUCAGUCUGAAGGGGGAUGGAUGGAUGCUGUUUAGUUCAGUCUGAAGGGGGAUGGAUGGAUGCUGUUUAGUUCAGUCUGAAGGGGGAUGGAUGGAUGCUGUUUAGUUCAGUCUGAAGGGGGGAUGGAUGCUGUUUAGUUCAGUCUGAAGGGGGAUGGAUGCUGUUUAGUUCAGUCUGAAGGGGGAUGGAUGGAUGCUGUUUAGUUCAGUCUGAAGGGGGGUGGAUGCUGUUUAGUUCAGUCUGAAGGGGGAUGGAUGCUGUUUAGUUCAGUCUGAAGGGGGAUGGAUGCUGUUUAGUUCAGUCUGAAGAGGGGAUGGAUGCUGUUUAGUUCAGUCUGAAGAGGGGAUGGAUGGAUGCUGUUUAGUUCAGUCUGAAGGGGGAUGGAUGCUGUUUAGUUCAGUCUGAAGGGGGAUGGAUGCUGUUUAGUUCAGUCUGAAAGGGGAUGGAUGGAUGCUGUUUAGUUCAGUCUGAAGGGGGAUGGAUGCUGUUUAGUUCAGUCUGAAGGGGGAUGGAUGCUGUUUAGUUCAGUCUGAAGGGGGGAUGGAUGGAUGCUGUUUAGUUCAGUCUGAAGGGGGAUGGAUGGAUGCUGUUUAGUUCAGUCUGAAGGGGGAUGGAUGCUGUUUAGUUCAGUCUGAAGGGGGAUGGAUGGAUGCUGUUUAGUUCAGUCUGAACGGGGGGAUGGAUGGAUGCUGUUUAGUUCAGUCUGAAGGGGGGAUGGAUGCUGUUUAGUUCAGUCUGAAGGGGGGGAUGGAUGCUGUUUAGUUCAGUCUGAAGGGGGAUGGAUGGAUGCUGUUUAGUUCAGUCUGAAGGGGGGAUGGAUGGAUGCUGUUUAGUUCAGUCUGAAGGGGGGAUGGAUGCUGUUUAGUUCAGUCUGAAGGGGGGAUGGAUGGAUGCUGUUUAGUUCAGUCUGAACGGGGGGAUGGAUGCUGUUUAGUUCAGUCUGAAGGGGGAUGGAUGGAUGCUGUUUAGUUCAGUCUGAAGGGGGGAUGGAUGGAUGCUGUUUAGUUCAGUCUGAAGGGGGAUGGAUGCUGUUUAGUUCAGUCUGAAGGGGGGAUGGAUGGAUGCUGUUUAGUUCAGUCUGAAGAGGGGAUGGAUGGAUGCUGUUUAGUUCAGUCUGAAGGGGGGAUGGAUGCUGUUUAGUUCAGUCUGAAGGGGGGAUGGAUGCUGUUUAGUUCAGUCUGAAGGGGGAUGGAUUCAGACACUUCCAGGUGAACCGAACCAGGUCCAAAGUUUUGCUAGUAAUAAUAAUAAUAAUAAUAUGCCAUUUAGCAGACGCUUUUAUCCAAAGCGACUUACAGUCAUGCGUGCAUACAUGUUUGUGUAUGGGUGGUCCCGGGGAUCGAACCCACUACCUUGGCGUUACAUGCGCCGUGCUCUACCAGCUGAGCUACAGAGGACCACAAGGGGGAUGGAUGCUGUAAAUACUAUAAUAAGUUGUGUGGGGGGGGGGGGGGGGGGGUCUACUGAGGUAUGUGGUUGUGACUUUGCAGAUAUGUUGCUGCCCCAACCUGUACUGUAGGGGUCUGGUUUCUGGGAUGGUGCAGGAAGUGUUGCUGGUGCAGGAUGCAUGUGGAGAUAAUGUGGCUGUUCUUCUGUUGAGAUUGUAUUGGCUGUAAUGACAAGCCUGUAUGGGCCCAGCUACUCACUUUUCAUAGUGAGAAGCUAGCAGAAGUCAUUAAAAAAGUGGGCGCUGAGUUUCAUGUUGUGUGUUUUCUUCACAGAACAGAAUCCAUUUAAAUGACUGGUCUGUCUAUAUACAGUGGGGGAAAAAAGUAUUUAGUCAGCCACCAAUUGUGCAAGUUCUCCCACUUAAAAAGAUGAGAGAGGCCUGUAAUUUUCAUCAUAGGUACACGUCAACUAUGACAGACAAAUUGAGAUUUUUUUUUCUCAGAAAAUCACAUUGUAGGAUUUUUAAUGAAUUUAUUUGCAAAUUAUGGUGGAAAAUUAUGGUGGUCACCUACACCAUAAUUAUGGUGGUCACCUACAAACAAGCAAGAUUUCUGGCUCUCACAGACCUGUAACUUCUUCUUUAAGAGGCUCCUCUGUCCUCCACUCGUUACCUGUAUUAAUGGCACCUGUUUGAACUUGUUAUCAGUAUAAAAGACACCUGUCCACAACCUCAAACAGUCACACUCCAAACUCCACUAUGGCCUAAACCAAAGAGCUGUCAAAGGACACCAGAAACAAAAUUGUAGACCUGCACCAGGCUGGGAAGACUGAAUCUGCAAUAGGUAAGCAGCUUGGUUUGAAGAAAUCAACUGUGGGAGCAAUUAUUAGGAAAUGGAAGACAUACAAGACCACUGAUAAUCUCCCUCGAUCUGGGGCUCCACGCAAGAUCUCACCCCGUGGGGUCAAAAUGAUCACAAGAACGGUGAGCAAAAAUCCCAGAACCACACGGGGGGACCUAGUGAAUGACCUGCAGAGAGCUGGGACCAAAGUAACAAAGCCUACCAUAAGUAACACACUACGCCGCCAGGGACUCAAAUCCUGCAGUGCCAGACGUGUCCCCCUGCUUAAGCCAGUACAUGUCCAGGCCCGUCUGAAGUUUGCUAGAGUGCAUUUGGAUGAUCCAGAAGAGGAUUGGGAGAAUGUCAUAUGGUCAGAUGAAACCAAAAUAUAACUUUUUGGUAAAAACUCAACUCGUCGUGUUUGGAGGACAAAGAAUGCUGAGUUGCAUCCAAAGAACACCAUACCUACUGUGAAGCAUGGGGUGGAAACAUCAUGCUUUGGGGCUGUUUUUCUGCAAAGGGACCAGGAAGACUGAUCCGUGUAAAGGAAAGAAUGAAUGGGGGCCAUGUAUCGUGAGAUUUUGAGUGAAAACCUCCUUCCAUCAGCAAGGGCAUUGAAGAUGAACAACGUGGCUGGGGUCUUUCAGCAUGACAAUGAUCCCAAACACACCGCCCGGGGCAACGAAGGGAGUGGCUUCGUAAGAAGCAUUUCAAGGUCCUGGAGUGACCUAGCCAGUCUCCAGAUCUCAACCCCAUAGAAAAUUACAGGCCUCUCUCAUCUAUUUAAGUGGGAGAACUUGCACAAUUGGUGGCUGACUAAAUACUUUUUUCCCCAACUGUAUGGUACGUGCUGAGCAUGUAUAGUGUGUGUGUUAGUGUGUAGUGUGUAGUGUGUGCCUGUGGUGGCGUAUGUUGUUUAUAGUGUUUAUGUGUAGGUGUGGUGUGUAAUAGUUUGUGUGUGUGUGUGUAAGUGUGUGUGUGUGUAUGUGUGUAGUGUGUAAUAGAGUGGGGUGUGUGUGGGUAUGGUGUGUCGUGUGGGUAGAGUGUGAGUGAUCGGUGUAGUGUGUCGUGUUCUCUAUUGUGUGUGUGUUGUUUUUGGGGGGGUUUAAGUGUGUUUUUUUUUGGGGAGGUUUUUAAGUUGGGGGUUUAAUUGUUUUUUUGUUUUGUUUUUUGUUUUAUGUUUUUGGGGGGGGGGUUUUGGGUUUUUUUUUUUUCGGGGGGGGGGUUUUUUUUUUUUUUUUGGGUUUAGGGGGGGGGAAUUUUUUUUUUUUUUUUUUUUUUUUUUAAAUUUUUUUUUUUAAAUUUUUUUUUUUAAGGGGGGGGUUUUUUUUUAUUUUUUUGUUUUGGGGGGGUUUUUGGGGGUUUUUAAUUUUUUUUUUUUUUUUUUUUUUGGGUUUUUUUUUUUAGGUUUGUUUUUGGGUUUAGUUUUUUUUUUUUUUGGGUGUAGGGAUUUACAUGCGUGCGUCUGUGUGCCUGCGGCAGAAUCUACAAAAAAUGUUUUUUGUUUCUUGGCAGAACAAAUCAUUUUUAUGAUGCUCUGGACCUAUGGGUGUGCAAGCAUUGGCAGAACUCAUUAACUAACCUGUUUUCUCUGUGUUCAGGGGUUAGGGGAGGCUUCAGCGACAGGGACAGCCAUGGACGGAGACUGCCUGAGCUGCAUCAAAUACCUCAUGUUCGUCUUCAACUUCCUCAUCUUCGUAAGUAUUCUCCUGACGCACUUUUCUCCUGUGGUAUACAUACUGAACAGUACUCUUCCCAUUUAAGGUUAUUGGCAAUCAAAUGGAGGCUUUACUAUUGGGCUGGCAGAUCUAGUUGCAGGCCUUUGGUCUCAGGUUUGAGACACAUUUGUCAUCAUUUCCAUUCUCAGACAAACAGAUCCUCCCACGAGGCAACAACAUUGACUCUCUAAACCAAAAUAAAUAGCUUCUAUAGCUAUAACAUUUGACAGAUUUUUUUAUGUGACAUUCAUCGAAGAAACCCAGUUCUUUCCCAGCAGGAAGGGAUGAUGUGACGAGUGUAUGCAUGAAGCUCCUAUCUCUAGCCCCUCCCCUCCUCCUCAAUAUCCCCCUUUACUUAAAGAGAGUCACCCACUGGGAAAGCAGAUAGAGGUUUAGUGAUAGAGGGGGAGGAGGGAAUAGUGAUGAAGAGGGGGAGGAGGGAAGGGGGGUUCACUCUGAGAGGUAGAGGCAAGGCUGAAGCCCCCCCACUGACCUACCUUAUAGGCCUUAACCCACCCCCUGCUGAGGCAUAAAGACAAGAAGACAGACAGGCUUUUACCUCUCCUUCUCCCCCCUUCCUCCUUCUUAGCUCUCUCUCUCUCUCCCUUUCAUCCUCAGUAGUUCACUAUUUCAUGGUUUUAUUUUGGCCAGGGUAGUGUUUAUACACUAUUUUAAUGUUUGAACAAUAUGUAGCCUAUCACAAACUUUCCGCACCUAAAUGCAACCAUCAUCUGUUUCGGUAAAAAAGCUGAGGGAUGGAGCUGGAGAAAUGUUAACCACUCUCAAAUUCAUAGACAGAGCUAUGGAUGCGAGGACUGACCAUCCAUGAUACAAAAUGUAUAGUUUUAACCAGGUUUUGAGGCUAUACAGUGUUUGUUUACAUUUACUUUGUUUACAAACAUUGGCGUGUUAACAAGCUUGUAUUUUGGGUUCUGAUGGGGUGUACGACAGUUGAACUCAGCUCAUGAGGCAUUUAUAAGUUAUAUUCUUCAAGAAUACAUUAUUAAUUUAUAAGUCAAAAAAUGGAUGUAGCAACUGCUGAUUGCCCCUUUAAAGGUACAGAUGAACAGUUGUGGGUAAAGAUAGAAUCUACUAGUCAUCCCUUUAUUUAUAUUUACUCUUGCAGUACCCGUAUCUCUCCCUCUCCCCCAUCCCUCUCUCCCUCCCUCUUUGGUGAGGUUUUCAUAAGCCUGUGUUAGGUUUCCCACCUCACCUGAACACGUUCUCUUUCUUCCAUUCAUUGUAAUGAAUGAUGUGCAUAUAGACCAAACUAAUGGUCCUUGCUAUCUGGUAUCCUUGGGACAUCCCAACUCUGACGUCACCCCAUUGAAGUUGACAUUAAAAAAGGUUAAGGUAAGGGAUAGGGUUAGGUAAGGGUUAUGGUUAGGGUUAGGGGUUAAGGUUAGGGUUAAGGUAGGUAGGGUUAGGUAGGGUUAUGGUUGGUUAGGGGGUUAAGGUUAGGGUUUAGGUAGGGUUAAGGUUAGGGUUAGGGGUUAAGGUUAGGGUUAGGUAAGGGUUAAGGUUAGGUUAGGGGUUAAGGUUAGGGUGUAGGUUAGGUUAGGGUUAGGGGUUAGGGUUACAGGUUAAGUUAGGUUAGGUUAGGUUGUUAGGGUUAGGGGUUAGGUUAGGGUUAGUUGGGUUAGGGUUAGGGGUUAGGGUUAGUGGGUUAGGGGUUAAGGUUAGGGUUAGGUAAUGGUUAGGUUAGGGUUAGGGUUACGGGUUAAGGUUAGUGUUAGGGGUUAGGGUUAGGUAAGGGUUAAUGUUAGGGGUUAAGGUUAGGGUUAGGGGUUAAGGUUAGGGUUAGGGGUUAAGGUUAGGGGUUAAGGUUAGGGUUAGGGGUUAAUGUUAAGGUUAUGGGUUAAGGUUAGGGUUAGGGGUUAAGGUUAAGGUUAGGGGUUAAGGUUAGGGUUAGGGUCAGGUACUGCAAAGAAGGACCUAGAAAAACUGCAGCUGGCCGAGAACAGAGCGGCACGUUUUGCUCUUCACUGUAAUCAGAGGGCUGAUAUCAAGACUAUCCCAAGGAGACCGGAUAGCACUAACCCUAAACUAAACCCACUCUCUUUCUCUUUCUCUCUCUAUUUCUCCCCCCUCUUUCUCUCUUUCUCCCUCUCUUUCUUUCUCCCUCUCUCUCUCUUUCUCCCUCUCUCGCUCUCUUUCUCCCUCCCUCUCUCUCUCCCCUAGCUGGGAGGCUCCUUCCUCCUGGGUGUAGGGGUGUGGGUGCUGGUGGACCCUACAGGCUUCAGGGAGAUCGUAGCAGCCAACCCUCUGCUCUUCACUGGGGUCUACAUUGUCCUGGCCAUGGGGGGAUUGCUCUUCCUCCUGGGAUUCCUGGGCUGCUGCGGAGCCAUCCGGGAGAACAAGUGUCUGCUUCUCUUUGUAAGUCGACUGGUGAUGGUUGGGAGGGUGGCUGUUUGUGUGUGUCGGGGGGAUAUAUGUGUGCGUUGUGUGUGUGUUUAUGUUUGUCUGUUCAUUCUAUACAGUAUAUAUAGUGUAUCUUUGGUCUGUAUUUUUCGAUUUGUCGUUGUGGCCUGAGAUGGAAAAGAAAGAAGCCAUAGUAAAACAGAGAUAAUAUUAUGUCCUGCCAUCCUGAAGCAUUCUGUGCAGCUGGCCUCAUGCAUAGCUAAUGUUGAGUGGGCUCUGUGGGCUCUGUGGGCUCUGUGGGCUCUGUGGGCUCUGUGGGCUCUGUGGGCUCUGUGGGCUAUGCCAGAUUGUGAUAUUUAGUGACACACUCACUUUUCCUUUACUCUCUCUCUGUUACUCUCUCUCUCUUUGUUCCUCUCUCUCUGUUCCUCUCUCUCUGUUACUCUCUCUCUGUUACUCUCUCUGUUACUCUCUCUCUCUGUUCCUCUCUCUCUGUUACUCUCUCUGUUACUCUCUCUCUGUUACUCUCUCUGUUACUCUCCUCUGUUACUCUCUCUCUGUUACCUCUCUCUCUGUUACUCUCUAUGUUACUCUCUCUCUGUUACUCUCUCUGUUACUCUCUCUUUGUUACUCUCUCUGUUACGUUCUCUCGCUGUUCACUUACUCCUCUCUGUUUACUCUCUCUGUUACUCUCUCUGUUACUCUCUCUGUUACUCUCUCUGUUACUCUCUUUGUUACUCCUCCUUUCUCUCUCUUUCUCUCUCUCUUUUUCUUCGUUACUCUCUCCGGGUUCUUCUCUUUUGUACUCUCUCUUUUGGUUACUCUUUUAUCUCUCUUUAUUUCUCUCUUUACUCUUUCUCUUUAUCCUCUUUUUUCCCUCUUUUACUUUUACUCUCUCUCGUUUCCUUUCUCUUCUUUCCUUGCUUUCCUUUCUCUCGCUGUUAUUCCCUCGUUUUUCUCUUCUCUCUUUUAAAUCUCUCUUUCUUUAUCUAAUCUUUCUUUUCAUUAUUUUUGGGGCUUGUCUUUUGUUCUUUCCCCUUCCUUUUUCCCUUCCUUCUUUAAUUUUCUCGUUUUUGUUCUAUCCUCUUUCUCUUUUCUCUCCUUUUUUACUCUCUUGUCCCUCUCGCCCCUUUUCCCUUUGUCCUCCCCCUCUUCUUUCUUUUGGCCCCCCUUCCUCUCUCUUUUUUUCCCCCUCUCUUUUCCUCUUUUUUCCCUCCCCUCUCUCUCUUUCCUCUCUUGUCCCCCUCUCUCUCUCUCCCUCUUUUCCCCCCCCUUCUCUCUCCCCUCUUUCCCCCCCUCCCUUUCUCUUUUCUCCUCUUCUCCCUUGUUCCCUCUCUUUUCGUUUCCUUGUCCCUCCCCCCUUUCUCCCCUUUUUCCUUCUCUCUUAUUUUUUCCCCCCCUUUUUCCCUUUUUGCCCUUCCCCUUUCUCUUUCUUUGCCCCCCCUUUCUCUCUUUUUUAGAAAACCCCCCCCCUUUGUCUCCCCCCCUUCUUCUUCAAAAGGUUUUUUUUAAUUUCUGUUUUUCCCCUUGCAAAAAAUUAUUUUUUUGGGGUUUCCCCCCCCCUUUAUUUUUUUUUUAAAAAUUUUUUUGAAAAACCCUUUUUUUUUUUCUUUUCCCCCCCUUUUUUUUUUUCCCCCCCCAAAAAAUUCCCUAAAAACCCCUUCCCAAUUCCCUCUUAACUUUAUUUAUUUUUUAAAUUUUUUAAAUAAAUUUUUUUCCCCUUUUAAAAUUUUUUUUUUUUUUAAAAACAUUAUUUUUUGUAAAAACUUUUUCUAAUUUGUUAAAAAAUUAUUUUCCCUUCUUUCCCCUAAAAAAAUGUCCCCUUUUUUUCUACGAUUUUUAACAUUUUAAAUUAUUUUGAAAUUUCCUUUUUUAAAAAUCUUUUUUCCCUCCAUUCCUUUUUUAAUUUUAAUUUUUUUCUUUCCCCCCCAUUUUUUUCAUUCUUUCUCUUUUCCCUCUUUAUCUUUUUCCUUUCUUUUUUUGUCCUCUUCUUUUAUUUUCCCCCUUCUCUUUUUUUUCUUUUCCCCCUCUUCUUUUCUUUUUCCUUUUUCCCCCCCCCUUUUCCCCUCCCCCUUUUCCCUCCUCUUUUCCCCCCCUUUUCUCCCUCUUUUCCCCCCCCCCUUUCCUCUUCCCCCUCCCCUCCCCCCCUCUCUCUCCCCCUUUUUCCCCCCUUUAUUCUUUUUCCCCCCUUCCCCCCCCUCCCUCCUCUUCCUCUUUUCUCCCCCCCUCUCCUCCUUUCUUCUCCUUUCUUUGCAGUUCUUCAUGCUCAUCUUGGUCAUCUUCCUGGCAGAGUUGGCUGCAGCCAUCCUGGCCUUCAUAUUCCGGGAGCAUGUGAGUAGCUAGAUCCUCUGACCAUCCACUGGGAUGUAAAAACACUGUUCCUGUUAUCAUGAUGAUACAGUACUAUAGAACCUACAAACACUGUUCCUGUCAUCAUUUACAUUUACGUCAUUUAGCAGACGCUCUUAUCCAGAGCGACUUACAAAUUGGUGCAUUCACCUUAUGAUAGCCAGUGGGACAACAACUUUACAAAUUAUUUAUUUAUAAGGGGGGGUAGAAGGAUUACUUUAUCCUAUCCCAGGUAUUCCUUAAAGAGGUGGGGUUUCAAGUGUCUCCGGAAGGUGGUGAGUGACUCCGCUGUCCUGGCGUCGUGAGGGAGCUUGUUCCACCAUUGGGGUGCCAGAGCAGCGAACAGUUUUGACUGGGCUGAGCGGGAACUGUGCUUCAGCAGAGGUAGGGGAGCCAGCAGGCCAGAGGUGGAUGAACGCAAUGCCCUCGUUUGGGUGUAGGGUCUGAUCAGAGCCUGAAGGUACGGAGGUGCUGUUCCCCUCACAGCUCCGUAGGCAAGCACCAUGGUCUUGUAGCAGAUGCGAAUUUCAACUGGAAGCCAGUGGAGUGUGCGGAGGAGCAUGGUGACGUGAGAGAACUUGGGAAGGUUGAACACCAGACGGGCUGCGGCGUUCUGGAUGAGUUGUAGGGGUUUAAUGGCACAGGCAGGGAGCCCAGCCAACAGCGAGUUGCAGUAAUCCAGACAGGAGAUGACAAGUGCCUGGAUUAGGACCUGUGCCGCUUCCUGUGUAAGGCAGGGUCGUACUCUCCGAAUGUUGUAGAGCAUGAACCUACAGGAUCGGGUCACCACCUUGAUGUUAGCGGAGAACAACAGGGUGUUGUCCAGGGUCACGCCAAGGCCCUUUGCACUCUGGGAGGAGGAUACAACGGAGUUGUCAACCGUGAUGGCGAGAUAUGUUAUCAUGUUAUCAUGAUGAUACAGUACUAUAUAACCUCUGACCAUACAGAACUAAUAUUAACAUCCUCCAUGUUCCUACCUAGUUGACCAGAGAGUACUUCACUAAUUAGCUGAACUAAUAUUAACAUCCUCCAUGUUCCUACCUAGUUGACCAGAGAGUACUUCACCAAGGAGCUGAAGAGACACUACCAGGGCUACAACAACACUGAUGUCUUCACUGGAACCUGGAACGCCGUCAUGAACAGUGUAAGGCUAAUAUACUGUGAGGUUAAAAUCCAUUUCAAUCUACUCAAUUCAAGUAUAUUCCAUAUCAGUUCACUUCCAGAUGUGACUGACUUCAAAUGGAAUUGAACCCAACCGUGAGACUUGCUGUUGGUAGACAUGUACAAAAUACAAUCAUCUACUUAGCAGACACUUUCGACCAAAGUGACUUACAUGGCUCUGCAUCCAUUUUCAGUAUCUGUAUGUGAUUCCUGCGGGAAUUGAACCCAUCAACCUCUGUGUCCCCCCAGUUUGACUGCUGUGGAGUGAACAGCCCGGAGGACUUUGAGGAGAGCCUGUUCCGGCUGAUCAACCGUAACGAGAUGGUCCCUGCAGCCUGCUGCAGGAGGGUAGCACGCUCAGCCUAGUGCCAAUGUCUGAUGGGAAUUCUUCAAAGCAACAAGGGGGUGUCUGAUGGGGGAUGCUUCUGUGAGUACAUGGUGGGAUGUGGUUGUGUGUGUGUGUGUGUGUGUGGUAGGGGUGUGUGGUGUGUGUGGUGGGUGUGGGUGUGUGUGUGGUGUGUGGUUGUGUGUGGUGUGGGUUUGUGUGGUGUGUUGGGUGGUGUGUGGUGUGUGUUGUGUGUGUGGUGUGUGUGUUGUGUGUGUGUGUGUGGUUGUGUGUUGGUUGUGUGUGUGUGGUGGUGUGGUGGUGUGUGUGUGUGUGGUUGUGUGUGUGUGUGGGGUGUGGUGUGUGUGUGUGUGUGUGUGUGUGUGUGUGGUGGUGUGUGUGUGUGUUGUGUGAAUUGGUGACUGAGUGGUCUGUUCUUUGUGUGUGUGUGUGUGUGUGUGGUUGUGUGUGGUGUGUGGUGUGUGUGUGUGACAUGGUGACUGAGUGUCCUGUCUCUCUCUCUGUGUGUGUGUGUGUGUGUGUGUGUGGUGUGUGUGUGUGUGUGGUGUGUGUGUGUGACAUUGGUGACUGAGUGUCCUGUCUCUCUCUCUGUGUGUAUGUGUGUUGUGUGUGUGGUGUGUGGUGUGGUGUGUGUGGUGUGUUGUGUGUGUGUGUGGUGUGUGUGUGUGAACAUUGGUGACUGAAGUGUACCUGUCUCUCUCUCUGUGUGAUGUGUGGUGUGGUGUGUGUGUGUGUGUGUGGUGUGUGUGUGUGAUGUGGUGUGUGUGUGUGACAUUGGUGACUGAGUGUCCUGUCUCUCUCUCUGUGUGUGUGUGGUGUGUGUGUGUGUGUGUGUGUGGUGUGUGUGUGUGUGUGGUGUGUGUGUGUGACAUUGGUGACUGAGUGUCCUGUCUCUCUCUCUCUGUGUGUCGGCAGGGUUGUUACUCAGCGGUGGUGGACUACUUUGAGCUAUAUAUCUAUGUGGCUGGAGCACUGGCCAUCGUGGUGCUCACCAUUGAGGUAGGAUUCAAUAUUUUGUUUCUUAUAAUGAACAUUUUGUGAGUAGCACCCGAAUCAACCAGAUUUUUCCUUAUCAGUGUAUGUGAUUAGUAAUGUAGGCUGUUUCGUAACUUAUCUCCCCCACACAUAGCACACAGUACACAGUACACAGCAACUGACGCUGAUACUGGGGAGCGCAUCAUUUGAAACAAGCGCUAGUCACUUCAUUAACCUUUUUACAGUACUAUAGCCCCACCUGGUGGAGAGUAUUGGUAUUGCCGGACUGUUACUCAACACACAGUACAUUACAUAGGACAACAUACCAUGAAGGCACCUCUGGGGUAUAAUGACUAUAGAUAUGGCAAUCUUUUCCAUUGAUUAGGUCAAGCCAGAACUAAGUCGUCUAAUCAUGUUUAAACACUUGUCUUGUUUCUGUGCCCUGACUGCAUGUCCGGCCUCUCCUGUGUCUCCCCUACAGCUGUUUGCCAUGGUCUUUGCCAUGUGUCUGUUCAGAGGGAUUCAGUAGGAUGAAUGACUGCUGCACCGCACGGACGGCAAGACUUUGUGGAGCUAGAAAAGGGAAUUGCAGGCGAUGAAAAUAAACAUUAAACAUUUAAGAAAUGUAUAUCUGCUAAACAAAUUGGUUGGAAAACAAACAAAAGAACAACACUAGAAAAACAACAACAACAACUCGUACUUCUCAGCUGGACUUUUGAGGUACAGGGUGAGAAAAAAAAAAAAAAAAAGAUAGAGAGAAAAAAAAUAAGACAAGAACAACAAGAAAACGUAAAGUGAUUUGUGUGUAAAGUGAAACAGCUGUUUGGAGGACCUGGUGUAUAGUAGUGGAGAAGAGGACCUGGUGUAUAGUAGUGGAGAAGAGGACCUGGUGGUAUAGUAGUGGAGAAGAGGACCUGGUGUAUAGUAGUGGAGAAGAGGACCUGGUGUAUAGUAGUGGAGAAGAGGACCUGGUGGUAUAGUAGUGGAGAAGAGGACUGGUGUAUAGUAGUGGAAAGAGGACCUGGUGUAUAGUGUGGAGAAGAGGCCCUGGUGGUAUAGUAUGUGAAGAAGGACCUGUGGUAUAGUAGUGGAGAAGAGGACCUGGUGGUAUAAGUAGUGGAGAAGGCCCUGGUGGUAUAGUAGUGGAGAAGAGAACCUGGUGUAUAGUAGUGGAGAAGAGGACCUGGUGGUAUAGUAGUGGAGAAGAGGACCUGGUGUAUAGUAGUGGAGAAGAGGACGGUGGUAUAGUAGUGGAGAAGAGGACCUGGUUAAAUAGUAGUGGAGAAGAGGACCUGUGAUAUAGUAGUGAGAAGAGACCUGGUGGUAUAGUAGUGGAGAAGAGGACCUGGUGGUAUAGUAGUGGAGAAGAGACCUGGUGGUAUAGUAGUGGAGAAGAGGACCUGGUGUUAGAUAUUGGAGAAGAGGACCUGGUGGUAUAGUAGUGGAGAAGAGGACUGGUGGUAUAGUAGUGGAGAAGAGGACCGGUGGUAUAGUAGUGGAGAAGAGGACUGGUGUAUAGUAGUGGAGAAGAGGGACCUGGUGUAUAGUAGUGGAGAAGAGGACCUGGUGGGUAUAGUUAGUGGAGAAGAGGACCUGGUGUAUAGUAGUGGAGAAGAGGACCUGGUUGGUAUAGUAGUGGAGAAGAGGACAUGGUGUAUAGUAGUGGAGAAGAGGACCUGGUGUAUAGGAGUGGAGAAGAGGACCUGGUGUAUAGUAGUGGAGAAGAGGACCUGGUGGUAUAGUAGUGGAGAAGAGGACCUGGUGUAUAGUAGUGGAGAAGAGGACCUGGUGGUAUAGUAGUGGAGAAGAGGACCUGGUGGUAUAGUAGUGGAGAAGAGGACCUGGUGUAUAGUAGUGGAGAAGAGGACCUGGUGGUAUAGUAGUGGAGGAGAGGACCUGGUGUAUAGUAGUGGAGAAGAGGACCUGGUGUAUAGUAGUGGAGAAGAGGACCCGGUUGAAAGUGGGCGUGGUGAAGGAGAAGACCUGGUUGAAAGUGGGCAAGGGGAAGGAGAGGACCCGGUUGAAAGUGGGCGUGGUGAAGGAGAGGACCCGGUUGAAAGUAGGCGUGGUGAAGGAGAGGACCCGGUUGAAAGUAGGCAUGGUGAAGGAGAGGACCCGGUUGAAAGUGGGCGUGGUGAAGGAGAGGACCCGGUUGAAA